This is a messenger RNA of Thunnus maccoyii (southern bluefin tuna), 1267 nucleotides long. RefSeq names its product probable E3 SUMO-protein ligase RNF212. Gene Ontology annotation, cellular component: synaptonemal complex. The record is from RefSeq and is a predicted model, not a curated record. The transcript is spliced from 13 exons. NCBI's taxonomy places the organism in Eukaryota, Metazoa, Chordata, Actinopteri, Scombriformes, Scombridae. Gene Ontology annotation, biological process: homologous chromosome pairing at meiosis; protein sumoylation; reciprocal meiotic recombination. The coding region runs from base 155 to 1027 and encodes 290 amino acids. Gene Ontology annotation, molecular function: SUMO transferase activity.
CUAACCUAGCUAACAGUUAGCAUUAAUGUAACUGACGUCGUUAUGUGCUGGUGGACAAAAUUCACCAUAGUCAAUAUGCAGUUGGACUGACAGUUUAAAUGUUAUUUCUGAUUAAUUCAUUAAUUAACUGAAGAAAAGGAAAGCUGGUGUGCAAAUGUCUUACUGGAUUUGCUGCAACUCCUGCUUUCUGUCCCCCAGUGCUGACCGCAGACUGGCUGUGACAUCCUGCGGCCAUGUAAUCUGUAGUGUUUGCUAUCAGAAAGGUAAGCAAGACAAGUGUUUAAUAUGCGAUGCCAAAUGCCAAGUAUCACCUCUCUCUGGCAAAAGCAGCUCUGAGGUGAAGGCCCUGUUCUCUGACAUCAACGUUGUGGCAAACAAACACUUAACGGAAAUCAGCAAAGUUUUAAUGUUCCAGGCAAGACAUCAAAAGAGACUGUUGACUUACUACCAGCAAAGGAAUGGGAAACUAGAGGAUGUGUUAGUCAAGAUGAAGCAAGAAAUGCAGCAGAUGACAAAGAAGCUGAAUGAACAGAAUGCCUACAUCACUAAGCUGGAAAACUCUCUUCAGCAUCAGAGUGCCAAAGCUUCAUCAGGGUGUCAGAUGAGCCACAGUUCUCAUACUCCAGGAGUACAUAAGACGGUCCUACAGAUCCCAUAUAACUCCCCAAUGUCCCUUUCAAGACACUCUUCAACUACCAAUGUCACUGAAAACAUGGAGGUGGAUGAAAGGAGUCUGUUCAGGAAGACUAACAGUAUCCCCAGACUGUCGUUAAUCAGUCCUCCACAAGAUGGACGAAUGGGCACCAUCCCUCACAGAUCAUCUAAUCAAAACAUAUUGGCCAACCACCCAGCACGCUCAGCCAUAGUCAGUCGUUUUCAGGGAACGCCGAUGACCCCAGAUAUUUCAUAUGGCCAGACUUCUGGGUGGAAGUCUCCCAUCUUCAAACCUCCGCCCUCCUUCAGACACUCGUCUAUGUCCUCCCUGGUCUGCCCCUCCUCUUUAACAAACACUCACACACACACUUAAACUGUCACAAAGCCUCUAGAGGAACUACACCUGACCACCGACGUGUUUCUAGAGGUAUUUAUGUCUCUCACGACCAAAAAUGAGUCACCAGCCUGUUCGUAUGUUGUGUUUUAACAACCUUGAAUUCACAAGUAAAAUUAAAUGUAUUCACCUUGAACCUAUACAGUGCAUUGAUAACUCAGAUUUUAUGCUGUUAAAUUGCAAGUUUAAAACAAUUAAACUGAUAAAAUAAUGAUACAA